Messenger RNA from Colletotrichum paranaense, 456 nucleotides. RefSeq lists its product as uncharacterized. Bases 1 to 456 code for a protein of 151 amino acids. The record is from RefSeq and is a predicted model, not a curated record. The transcript has a single exon. Lineage: Eukaryota; Fungi; Ascomycota; Sordariomycetes; Glomerellales; Glomerellaceae.
AUGGUACCUCCAUUGUCGUUUCUCCAUAGAAGGUUCGCGAGACCCACUGAAACAAGUGAAGCUCACGAUGCUUCGGCUUCCACACGCCUCCAGGGACAGCUAGGUGGUCUCACCGGUGAGCCUGCCUUCCCUGCAACGAACCCGAAAAAACGCCUACGUGGCAGGGGAGCAGGGGCUUGGGACCAAUCAUCAAACAAGUCUGAGGGGCAGAAAAAUCUCACGAUGGCUUCGCUUUGGCGUUCCCUUCCGAUGCCCGGGGGCAGCCCCUCCUUGGCCACGGGGUGCAAAUGUACUCCAAAUAGCCCGGUCCAGACUAGGGCAGCCAGCUGCGAACUGCGGAGAAGAGGCCCAGAGGGAGACAAGGCCGCAAGGGCAAGGGCUGUGAUUUACGGCGGCUUAUUCGUCAAGAAACCCCCCCAAUCGCUGGGCUGGUCCAGCUUUGCACAGGGUCCCUGA